Giardia duodenalis is the source of this 363-nucleotide messenger RNA. Its product is annotated as Ribosomal protein L34. Gene Ontology annotation, molecular function: structural constituent of ribosome. The transcript has a single exon. The coding region runs from base 1 to 363 and encodes 120 amino acids. Gene Ontology annotation, biological process: ribosome biogenesis; translation. Lineage: Eukaryota; Fornicata; Diplomonadida; Hexamitidae. The record is from RefSeq and is a predicted model, not a curated record. Gene Ontology annotation, cellular component: ribosome; cytosolic large ribosomal subunit.
AUGGCCGACUGUCGCGUCACUUGCCGCUUCCACUCCACAUACAGGACUCGCUCGAAGAUCGUGCGUUACAAGCGCACUCCCGGGAACAGGCUGACGUCCCUCCGCGUUAAGAAGCUGCCGAAUGCCCCCCAUUGCGCAGAGACCGGCAAACAGAUCCACGGCAUUCCCCGUGUGAUCCCCCAGCACCUCACGCGCCAGCAGCGAAAAGUCUCGCGUCCCUACGGCGGCAAGCUCUGCGGGUCUGCGCUCCGUGCUCACAUCUUGGAGUCGUUCCUCAAUGAAGAGAACCAGGCUCUGAGGGAAAUCGCCGCUCAGACAGCUAAGACGGCCAAGCAGACCGCCGGCAAGGGGCAUGCGAAGUAA